GGAUGUGAGAAAGGGAGGGUUGUUGGAGACAGUCUAAACCCUUCUCCAUCCGACGGCGGACACCAGCUUCCCUCCGCCCGCCCACAUCCCUGCUGUGUGCUGCGCCUCCCCGCCUGAUCUUGUCGCGCCCGAGAGACCGCGCGCCAGGGAACGUCGGCCGCCGGAGCCUGGCCUGCAUUCCGGGGGCAGCGAGAGGAUGUUGCGUUGCGCAUACACGCAGCGGCGGUGGGCGCACCGCCGGGGGGGCUUCGUAACCGGCAGCACCGGUUGGUCCAAGCCGCCACCGCCGGGCCUCGGCCGCGCCGCGGGGGUUGGUACGAAGAAGUCGGAGUGGUGGACGGUGGACGGGGAGAUGCACGAGAUCGGGGAAAGCGUGCCGCAUCGCGAGCGCUUCGCCAUCCCGCGGGACAACCUCCCUAACCGCCGCCGCAAGCAGAUGCGGGAGCAAUUCAUGCGCCGCACCCGCCUCGUUCUCAAAGACUCGGAACACGAAACAUGGUGCAAAAAUUACAUGGAAUUAUACCAAGAACUUAGAGAAAACUGGGAAAGGUUGUACUGGGACGAAGGUUAUUCAAAAAAGAUUGCCGAAUCUCAUGCUAAUUAUGACUCUGCCGAAGAAGAUGAUAUUGACUUCUCGCCAUACAGGAGAAGGCAGUCCAAUGUAGAACCAAACAAGGACCUUGGCUUCGGGGUGAACAAACGAGGUGAAACGUGGGAAAGGGUUACUCAAAUUCGUGACAAAUUUGAAUAUGACAGAGAAAGGAGAAUGAGAGAACGAGCAUUUGCUCCCAUGAACACUGAGAACAAUUAUGCUCGGCGUGACCCAAGAUUUAGAAGCCAGGAUGAUUCAAGUUUUGCUCAUACGAACAUGAGUGAUGAUUUUGGCUUGCAUGUUCAAACUUUUGGAAACCGUUCUGAUCAAAGUUAUGAAAAUGAGUCAAAUUUCAGGAAUAAGCGUGAUUCAAGUUUCCAACAUGAACCAAGUGACAGAAACCAGCGUAAUUUAAAUAUCCAAAACGAACCAAGUUUCAGAAACCACCGAUAUCCAGAUUUCCAAAACCAAGGUGGCACAAGAAGUCAGACAUUUGAUGAGUAGAGGGUGAAAAAAAAGUGGCUACUGAUUUGCUGGCAACGUGAGCAUGCUGGUUUUGCUGAUUUCUGUGGUGGCUCGUAUGAGAUGUUGUAAUUUAUUCUAAAAUGAUUGGUGUAAGAAAUUAUCUCUUGUGGUAGCUGGUUGCAACAAAAUAGAAAGGAAGAGAUCUGCUGUUAUAAUCUUGUAAUAUACGUUGGCUACUUACUAAGCCAAAAACCGUAGGCAUUGGAUUUUGGGCUUGCACGUUGCUGAGCAAGUUAAAAGUUGGAAUAAUGAGGCUAAUUUCCAAA
This is a messenger RNA of Zea mays, 1383 nucleotides long. Its product is annotated as Os02g0478550-like protein. Bases 197 to 1096 code for a protein of 299 amino acids. The transcript is spliced from 5 exons. NCBI's taxonomy places the organism in Eukaryota, Viridiplantae, Streptophyta, Magnoliopsida, Poales, Poaceae. The record is from RefSeq and is a predicted model, not a curated record.